Ostreobium quekettii is the source of this 3459-nucleotide messenger RNA. NCBI's taxonomy places the organism in Eukaryota, Viridiplantae, Chlorophyta, Ulvophyceae, Bryopsidales, Ostreobiaceae. The record is from the annotation of a GenBank genome assembly.
AUGGGCGACGACGGACGCCUGAAGGAGCGCGGCCUGCCGGGAGGAAAGCACGGGCACAAGAAUCCCGUGAAGGGCCUGCUUAAAGGUGGGAGGAAAAAGUUCCAACAGAUCACAGGAGGCAGGAAGGGGCAAAAUGGCACAAUGGGCCGGACACCCACUCCUGACAGGCAAAUGAAGGACAUGUUGCUGAACAUGGGCCAGCCGAGCGACAAAUUCGCUCGGCACGGUGGGCCAGGGAUGGUUUAUUAUGGGGCUGCACUUGAGGAGCUUGAGGAACAGCGGAGAGAGGAACGGUUCUAUGAACAGCAGCGAAGGUCCACGCCAUCACCCUUGGCAGAAAGCGAGCCCCGGUUCAUCAAGUUGCAAAAUGGGAACGUGAUUAAGUUGCCAGGCAGCUUCACUGGAUACCAUUCAGAUGAUGAAGGCAUGUCACAAGCACUGGAGGCCUCGAAAUCAACGCUUUCCAGUGACAACCUCCUUCGUGAAGCCCUCAGCCUUCGGUUGGACCUUGAGCAAGAGCUAGAGGACACACUGGCAAGAAAGGAAGAGUUGCUGAGAUGUAGAAGGCGCAUGGACACGGAAAUGCAAAGCCUAGGGCAGUCGGAUAUGUUUGAAAAGAGUGUCAUGGAAUACUCAACAAGACACAAAGAGGUCACUGCAAAGCUGCGAGAGACAGAGACGACUAUCAGCCCACUGCAAACCGCAAUCGCCGAUCUCCGGCAGGUGGAAAAGUUCAUAAAGGAACAACAUCUUGGGAAUGAGGAGGCAGCCAUUGUCUUCCAGGACAUCAUGAAGAAAAUGUUCGAUGAUUUACACCUCUCCCAGACGCCGCCCAGCAAAAUCAAGCCUGCCCACUCACUGCCAGGGAAUGUCAUGGCAGAAUUGAAGGAUCGGCUGGAACAUGGCACACUGACAUCAAUGGGACGGCAGUCAAGUGGCUUUGGGCUGCAACCCACUUCGUCCAGCACAAGUGACUCCACACAGUGGGUCACCUUUGGAGACGAUCAGGAGAGCUCGGCGACUUCGCAAAGGAAAGAGGGUCCCCAACACGUGGGCAGGGUGGGCUCUGCACCCAACGUGAAGGGUGCAUGGGACAAGCUGAACCAACUAAAGACGAUUUCCGGUCGGAAUUUGAAGAAGCGCCUUGGACCACAGUUGGCCCAGGGAAUCAGCUUCCCUGACUUGGCAAGCUCUGGCGCCUUCAGAGAGCCUGAGCUGCCCACCUACUACCCCUCGACAUAUGCCCCCCCACCCAGCGGGCGGUCGUCAAGGGCGGACUCGAGCAGCAUUAUGGACUCUGGCAGCAUUAUGGCUGUCGACGAAGUGAAACAGUGGCAGGACGACCCCAUGGUCACACAGAGCAGAGGCACAGGCAUGUGCACACCCCCGCCCAGCCAGGGUCCACUGGCAAGCACCAGCAUGUCAUCCCUGUCCUCGAUGGACACCGGUGCUCCUUCAUCCAUCAGGUCAUUUGAUGGCACCCUCGGAAUGGCGCAGCCGCCACAGCAGCAACAGCAGCAGUCUGGGACCAGCUACCUGCAGUCGCAGCUGGGGAUGCCACAACAGCAGCUGGCCAGGCCGGCGGGGUCAUGGAUGCGGUUCGGAGAUGGUGGCGAUGUGCAAGGCAGUGUCCCUUCUACGGGCGUGUUGCAUGCAGGGCAGCCUGCAGUUGCAGCACAUUCCAGUGACAGUGCGGCAGGCUUGUCACAAGUGGCAAUGUCCAGCACAGCUCUGCAGGCCAGCACAGCGAUGGGUAGCUUUGUCGCAGUCCAGCAGAGUGACACACAGAUGACAUCAGCAUCCGCUUCAGCGUCCAGCUCUAGUGGCUUCCAUAACUUUGCCAAUUUUGAGGCGAAUUUCUCCCCUGUGGCUAGUGGUAUGGGCAGGCAUGGUGCCAGCGCAAGUGCUAGCGGAAGCCUCGGCCUGGCAUCUGAGGCCGACUGGGUCCCAUUUGGCGAUUCUGAUACCCCAAGCAGGGGCCAGUCAACGGGAGGCAUGGGAGGCAACUCAAGUGGUAGCCAAUAUUCUGGCGCUGCUAACCCAACGAUGCUUCAGUCAGCCCCAUCUACGUCUUCUACAUCCACUGUUUUUGGAGGCCAGUCAGACUCUACAACAUCCACUUCAAUGGGGCAGCAAACUGGCCCAAGGAGUGCACCAGAGGCGCAGUCAGCUUUGGAAAAUGCCGGAUCAUGCAAGACUGAGGAGGCUGCCAAGAAUGAACCUGGUGAAUCUGCAAGUAGCAUGGCCAGUGUGCUGAAAAGUGUGAAGCUGAAGAAGAAAAUGACAAGCACCGAUGCGCCUUAUGGUGGUGAAGAGUCUCAACAGUCUUUCGACAUUGGAAACAUGGACAUGGACACAUUGGUGUCCGCCAUGAUGGAGGGUGCAAAGCAAGAUGUAAAACCUGCCAAGGAAGCUGCUGUGCCUCAGCCCGAGGAGGCAGAGCCGGCUGCCCCCAAGCCGAAGAAGGCGGCCCCUCCUCCUCCACCACCACCUCCCGGGAAAGGCGGCAAGGGAGGCCCACCGCCACCACCACCUCCCCCAGGGAAAAAGGGCGGCAAGGCGCCAGUGCCCCCUCCCCCUCCUGGUGGCAAGCGCACCACUGGGGACACCGGCGUGAAACGUCAGCCGCAGGUGAUUGAAAUGUUUCAGGAGGUUCGCCGUGCGUUGUUGUCAAAUUCUAAGAAGCCUGGCGAGGGUCACAAGAAGCUGGGCGGCGCGAGCGGCCCUGUGGACCAGUCCCAGAUGUUUGCAGAGAUCGCCUCCAAGGGCAGCUACCAGGCGCAGGUCCAGGCCGACAUCAUCAAGUACGCUGAUGUCAUCGAGGAGCUGAUCAACGAGGUGAAGAGGUUCAAGGCCAGGGACAUGGAACACCUGGAGGAAUUCGUGAAUGGGGUGGACAAGGUGUUGGACGAGCUGUCCGACGAGACAGCUGUCCUGCGCAAAUUCGAGUGGCCAGCCUCGAGGUUCGACACGUUCCGCGAGGCCGUGGCGCUGUCCAGGGAGCUGACCGAGAAGAGGAACAAGUUCAAGCAGUGGCAGAGGGGGCAGGGGAAGCGGGCUGACAACCUGAAAGAAAUCCAGAAGUACAUGGAGAAAGUGCAGGACAGGAUGGACGUCCUCAACCGGACCAAGGAGUCCGACGAGGCGCGCUUCAAGAACCAUGACGUCCCGUGGAACAAGAAGCUUAUGACGGAGGUGAAGCACGCCUCCCUGCACGCGAUGGACUUGUACAUGCAGGUUGCGCUGGACGAGGCACACGAGGCGAUGAAGUCGUCACUCGCGGACAAGAAGAAGAGGGAGAAGGCGCUGGCAGUCCUGACAGCUACGAUCAAGUUCGCAUUCAAGGUCCAUCAAUGUGUUGGAGGCUUCAAUGAGGGCUGCUCGGCGAGGUUUGGCGAAGUGAGCGCCCUCACUCGACAAUUGACCUCCGAGAGGGACGCCGAAGGAAGCGCAGCUUGA